AUGUUACAAUUCUGGGGUGAGGUAUUAAUUGUCUUACUUGUUUGCUGUGUGGCCUACUUCUACUGGUCCCUGUAUCGACUACACCUGAGAUAUAACCAUUUACCAGGACCUCCACUAGACAGCUUCAUAGGCGGAAAUGCCCCUUCACUCAUCAAGCAUAUCAAGGAAGGAGGACAUUUCUUUUCUUACGUUCUACAGAAUGCUCAAAAGUACGGACGAACUUUCCGGCUAAUCAUUAUGAAUCAGGCUAUUGUUUUUACGACCGACCCUACAGCUAUUAAGGAAAUGGUAGUCUCUAACCACAAAAAACCCAAACAAGUCUAUGGAACGAUGGGACAUAUCUUCGGAGAAAGGUUUUUAGGGGAUGGGCUACUGACAGAGAGUGACCACAGCCGCAGCAAGGACAACAUGCUUAGGCCAAAACUGCAACAUUGGUUUCAGAGGAGCCAGAUGAGGAAAUUGAUGAGUGAAUUCAACGGAUCCGCUGAUGCUUUAGUGAGGAAGCUCAGUCACCAAUCUGACGGUCACACGCAAAUUAACAUGUUCAACGAGUUCAACCAUAUCGCAUUGGACUUAAUUGGAAAGGUCGCUUGCAGCGAAGACUUUGAAACCAUCAACAGUGACACAAAUCCAUUUAGCAGGGCUUUCCGUGAUGUAUUUGAAGGCAUCAUAAAAAAUGGAAGAAAUCCUCUCAUGAUGUACAACCCGAUGAACUGGGCUUACUGCCGAAGUGUGAGAAAAUCGUGCUCCUUCCUCAGACAAUACUGUUCAUCAAUGAUAGACGAGAGACUUGCCGCCAUUUCUGACAAUAACUAUGUUCCUGACGACAUUCUCACACAUAUGGUACGAGUUAAAGAGCCGAAAACGAAGCACGACAGGCAGAUUCUCCUGGACAAUUUCUUGACGCUUUUCUUGGCGGGCCAGGAGACCACGUCCUGUCUAUUGUCUUUCUGUUUAAUAAGCCUUGGAAAGCAUCCCCAUAUCUUAAAAAGACUUAGAGAUGAAAUAGACAGAGUGGUUGGUGAAAAACCUUCUGUAGAAUUCGAGGAUCUCUGCGAAGUACAUUACUUAGAUAUGGUAAUACAAGAGACCUUGAGAAGAUACCCGCCAAGUGCUGCAACCUAUCGGGAGUCUAACCACAACGAUGUCAUCGAUGGCUUCCCCAUACCAAAGGAAACGGCAGUCUGUUUCAGUAUGUACGUUUUGUCCAACCAGGAAGAGUAUUUCUCUGAUCCAUUAGAGUUUCAACCAGAGAGAUUCAGCGAGGAAAACAGAAAACGAAUCGGUAAUUAUAAAUACUUUCCUUUCUCAAUGGGUCCACGGACAUGCAUUGGGAAACAUUUUGCGGAGAUAGAGUCGAAGAUAAUACUGGUGAAAUUCUUACAGUGGUUCAACUUUACUUUGGUUCCGGAUCAGUCAACUGACAUUGAGGAAAUGCUUCUCCAUAGGCCGAAAGAUGGCGCUUUAUGUACGUUAACAUUACGUGACCGAUGA
Molecule: messenger RNA, 1494 nt
Organism: Ylistrum balloti
Lineage: Eukaryota; Metazoa; Mollusca; Bivalvia; Pectinida; Pectinidae
Product: cholesterol 24-hydroxylase-like
Exons: 14
Coding region: 1-1494 (497 amino acids)
Biological process (GO): cholesterol catabolic process
Molecular function (GO): cholesterol 24-hydroxylase activity; iron ion binding; heme binding
Source: RefSeq, a predicted model, not a curated record